AUGUGGAGUGCUGCGUCGCUAGGAAUAAUCUUCGAAGGUAGCGCUGUGCUCACGUCAGCAUCGUCUUCGAACUUGAUCGCGUCUGCGGUGCGAGGCGGCGCCCGCGCGAAGGUGUCGCCGCUGCUGCCGACGCCGCCCAUGGGCUGCGGGGGCGGCGCCGACGCCAUGCCAUGCGUCGCCGGCCGCCGCCGCCGUCGUCGCCGCCGCCACCGCCUCUGCCACUGCUGCCAUGCUCGGCCUGCACUACUACUCGAAUGCGGUUUGCGUGCGCCUUCCCACCAUCGAGGAGGAGGACGAAGUGUACCGCAUCGACCAGAUCAAGGAAUUCGAGCACGUGGACCCCGCCGAGAAAGAGGCUCUUGCGGAACUCCUACUCGGAGGUAUGUUUGUCUACACCUAGAAGUUCGCCCACUUUUAGGAUCGGUUACAUACCUAGAAAGUAAUUCCCGAAACGCUAACAAGCAACACCAGAAACAGUUCUAUUCGACAACCUUAACACGGCAAUCCAUUCGCUCCACUAGCAGACAGAGUACGCAGCAACCAUUUUCGGUCUCCUCGGUCACGCCGAGGUUUUUGGACAGCUUUGCCUUUGAUGAACGAAAUGCGACACCCCCCGCAGCUACUUCCUAUUCGCCGAAGUCUCCUCCGCCCCCACCUUGCCUUAAAGGUCCUCCCAGACAUAAGCAACCUACUUCUCAAUGUGGGCAACAGGAAGACGAAAGUCAGAUCUUUGUGAAGUUUUUCAAGUUCCACAAAUGCUAUGAUCUAAUCCCAACAAGUGCCAAGUUGGUUGUCUUUGAUACUCAACUACUGGUGAAGAAAGCCUUCUUUGCUUUGGUUUAUAAUGGUGUGCGAGCUGCUCCCUUGUGGGACAGCCAACAGCAACAAUUUGUGGGAAUGCUUACUAUAACAGAUUUUAUCAAGAUCCUACAAAUGUACUAUACAUCACCUGCUGUUACCAUGGAUGAAUUGGAAGAACAUAAGCUCGAUACCUGGAGAAAUGUUUUGAAGAAUGAAGUGGUACCUCUAGUCAGCAUUGGACCUGAUGCGUCAUUGUAUGAUGCUAUCCGAACUUUAAUUCACAAUAGAAUUCAUCGGCUGCCUGUCAUUGACCCAGAAACGGGAAAUGUGUUGUACAUACUCACUCACAAGCGUAUUCUUAGGUUCCUCUUUCUCUAUAUAAAUGACUUACCAAAACCAAGUUACAUGAACAAAACUUUGAAUGAACUGAGAAUUGGGACUUACGAAAACAUUGAGACGGCAACUGAAAGUACCUCCAUUAUAUUGGCUCUUAAGAAAUUUGUAGAAAGGCGGGUGUCAGCACUCCCUAUUGUUGAUCCAGAAGGACAUCUUGUUGAUAUUUAUGCUAAAUUUGAUGUCAUUAAUUUGGCUGCUGAAAAGACUUAUAAUAAUUUGGAUGUAUCACUUAAGAAAGCUAAUGAACAUCGUAAUGAGUGGUUUGAGGGAGUUCAUAAGUGCAAACUAGAUGAAACACUUCAGACAAUAAUGGAGAGAAUUGUGCGAGCAGAGGUACAUAGAUUGGUAGUAGUGGAUGAUGCAGAUAAAGUUAUUGGCAUUAUAUCCUUAUCUGAUUUGCUGUUGUAUUUGGUUCUUCGACCAUGUGGUGAAGAUGGAAGCCCAGAAGGUACCAGCUCUGUGCGAUUACAACAAGCACAUGAAGGAACAGGCCUUCAUCAUCAGUCAUCUGACACAACAACUUCCACUAUCCCCGAGGAGGAUGCUAGUGAGGGAGAGGGAGAGAGUUCAGCGACUGUAGCGUCAGUCUCUGCCUCUCCUCCACCAUCACCAUCUCGUUCAGAUAGUCUGGAUGCCCCUCCCGCACAGUUGGCAUCUGAUGCUGCCGCCGCCACCACCACCACAGCUGGUUGGCGAGAAGUGACUGUAUCAGGAGGAGAGUGACAGGCAUUGUUCCAGUUUGGAGGUUCGGCUGUCGUGAUACAAGCUGCAUAGAUUGCAAUUGGGAAGGACAAGAAUUUAUGAAACUCGCUGUUUGUGGAACUCAGCCAGAAACGGUGACAAAGGGUUUAUGCUCCUUGUGCGAGUGGACAUAAAGAAAGACAUGAAAGCCCAGCAGUCAUUAAUUGUAAACUUUUUGCCUUUUAAGUGAGUUUCCAAUCAGCAUGGAGAAAUGUUUGUUAUGGUUGUUUUUCUUUUAGUACCACUUUUAAUACUUUUGAGAGUUUAUAGCUGAGAUGACACUUGUGUUAUGUAACAUAAAAUUAUUUGAGAAGUCAUUAUUGGGAGAAGAUAUUGUUUGAAUGUUAAUUAGGUUUGUUUUCACCCUAUACAUUGCUUCCUGACUCUUUUUAUAAACCAUAUCACUAAUGAAUCAGAUUUAAAGUGCAUUCAAUGUAUCUGUUAUCCCAAUUCGUGUUGUCAUUUCACUUUUGUAGGAUAAUAUUGUCAUGGGAAAAAUGCAAACAGCACAGGAAUGUGGCUAAGAGGAUCAAAUGCGUAAUGUAGAAUAACAUUGUAUUUUAGAAAAAAACUGGUAUUAUUCAAACUCACAGCCACCCUUUCACCUCAGAGAAGAAUGUAUGUGCACAUGUAUACAUGUGUUUAUUGAUAAGUAUGUACAUACACAAGGAUUUCCUUCCUGCUUGUGCACAUGUACACAUACAUUAAUAGCAUUGUUUAUUGUAGACAAUAGUGUGUUAAAUUUUUCAGAAUUUGAAUUAAUUUCUAGUAGAAGUAUAUUUUUGUGGAUUAUAUAUAUAUUUUAACUGAAUUAUUCACUUCAUGUGCUGUGGUCUUUCAUAGUAUUUGUUAAACAUUAUUACGUUAUCAUGACUUUUUUAUAUUUCCAAUGACAAAUAAAAUAUUAUGUACAUGUAUUUUACAUGCCUGUUUUUCUGGAAAGUAAGAACUGAGCGAAAGAAAUAUGCCAAAGGUUAAACUACAAUACUUCAUUUUGUAUCAUAAAAUAAUACAAUGUAAUUACAGAAGUCUCACUACUUAAACAAUGCUAACAUACCUGAUUUACAUUCAUCAAGAAUUCAUUCUCAUUUGUAAAGUGCUUCAGAAAUGAGCUAGCUAAUGAAACAUUGUAACUUUCAACAAUCCAUUAAAUGAUUGUGGUGAUGAUAAUGAUGACAUUGAUUUUUAACAAUUUGACCACUCUGAUUCACUGUGUACAGGCAGCUUGCCAAAGGCCACUCCAAUAGAUCAUAGGUGUACAUUAUUUUCACUGAACCAGAUAAAGUACAGUCUGAGUAGCCUGAACCUAGUGCUUUCUUUCUUAAAAUGCCAGCAUUGUUCUGUUGUCACUAUAUUGUCUAUGUUUUAUAUUGAUGCAGAAGACUGACAUUCUCAGGGUAGAUAUUUACCUGAUUGCAGAAGUAUAACUCUAAUAUAACCAAUUAAUUCUUACAAGAGAACUGUUUUAAGUAGUUAUUCCAUGGGAAUGUUCUUAAUACUCUGCUACUCAUUAAUAAAUGCCUUUUCUAAUAUGUUGUUGGCAUUGAAACUAUGCAGUUCAUUGGAUAGAAGAGCAUAGUGUUAUGUUGUACAUUAAUUACUGUUACAAAAAGUGUGAAAGAAACUUUUGCACUAUCCUCUGAAUUCUUGGCUCUUAAUUUAUUGUUGCUCAAAUGAGAGACAAAAAGAAGGAAGUGGUGCAAAAUAUUUCAACAUUCCCGUAGAUUCCUACAUAUGCAGCAGUGAUAGAGAAAGGUUACAAAUAUUAUUCAGAGAAUUAAGAAAAAAAUUAUGUAGAAUGUACUAUUGUAUGCUACAAAUUAAAUCGUAAAGAAUAUUUUAAUUGUAUUUGGAUACCAUGAUCUUAAGCAUACAAAAAAAAUACAGGAAAGAGUUAGUAUUAAUGUUUUCCCUAUGGGUAGAAAGUGUUUCAUGGGAGGUAGAUGUGGCAUUUAUUGCUGUGUAUUGAAAUCAACGACAGAAUCCUAAAUGGAAGCCUUUGUACAGUGACACAGAUAUUUGUGUAUUUAUAUGGCAGGUGGUUUGUUUUGGGUUGAUUAUUGGCAUUAAAGCUAAUAUAUUGAAUUUUCUUAAACAGUUUCUUGUAGUUCAGAUUACAAAGACUGUACUAAAUGUGAGUAGCCAGGACAUACCACAAAAUAGACCUUUAAUGUUAAUGUUUCUUCUAUUCUUAAUUUCAUCUGCUCAUAAAUAUUUUAGGUUCCAGGUUUUGUGGUCCUAACGGUUCAUAAAAAAACAUUUAUUAUAUUGAUGUACACAUAUGAAAAGCAGAUGGGUGGAGUAGAUUAUAUUUCUUCUUUUAAUUCUUUUGACUUUAGUAUUUAAAGUAGUUUGAAAAUGGAAUACAAACUGUACCAAGUUAACUUGCAUAAUUUAGUGUGGAGUCAAAUAGUGGUUUGCUUUGCCACAUAUUACAUUUAAACACAUAUGCCCAGGAAAUUGUAUUUGUAACUUGAAAUAAUGCAAUGUACAGCAAGUAUUGAUUGACUUCGUGGAGUAAAGAGAAAUAAUUUAACAUUUUAAAACUGUGUCAUAUAGUUAAUUUGACAAGCACUGUUUUAUCUUGGGUAUUUUUCAUAAACAAUGUUGUGUUUUAAAACAAACUGCAAAUUGAUUUUAGAUUUGUAUUAUACUUAUUUUCUGCCCCAUGUCAUUUUGUUCUAAUAUAUUUUUAGCAAUGAACUUAUGCCUUCAAAGCAGAAUGCCUGCAAUUAAACUGUAUGAUUUUGAUAACUGUGUAUGUCUUUUUUAAUUUCCAUCAAACCUAAUUUAUAAGUUGAGCUUUAUUUAUUCCAUUUGAAAAGGGUAGUGUAAAUCUCGGAAAAUGCAAAAGAACAGUAUUUUCCAAACUUAUAUCUUUCCCCCUUCACUUCAGUUUAAUUUUCCUUCAAUUUCUGUAUUAUGAAAUUAGGAUUUAAGACAUUUAAGUGUGUAAUCUGAAAAGUCAGUUGCUAUACUCGUGAGUUUAAAACCUAAUUAUUCAUUUUGAUGUCUAAAUACAAAUGAGGAAUUCUCAAUUCACAUCGCUUAUCUAUUAGUUCAUUUUGCAUUUGCAUUUUGUGUUUUGGAAACAGUUAAACAAAGUUUGCAUAUUUCUGUGGUAUUAAAUUUCACUCAGUAAUUGAGAUUAUAAAUGAUGUUUUGGAAUCUUCUCACCAUUUUAUAACUCUCCUCUGUGACUUGUAUUUCCACUCUACUACAUUUUUUUUUUCAUUUUGGUUCUUAUUGUUUUGGGAAUGGAUUGCCUCUAAUAGAAAGAAAAAUAUUGUUAAUACUGUUUCUGCUGUAGUAUAUACCUUUCGAUUUGGUAAAAAUAUAUUUUUUGUCUAAAGAACAGCUGCAGAAUCUCGAUUUUAUGUAUAGCAUUUUUUUCAAUCGACCAUAUUCCCAGUAGGUUUUUACUUGUUUUUGCCUGGGAAUUUCAUUUUUAAAUAUUGUUUUGUUUUAAAAUGAUUUUACAGCUGUAGUAAGGAUGUCCAAAAAGGAAUUUAUUACUCCAUUUGGUAAAAUUUCUUAUUCGUAAUUGGGAACACCAGGAUGGAAUGGGAAAUAGGGUCUCGAAUUAUCAGAAUCCUAAGGAUCCCUAAUUUUCCACAAAUCUGGUUUGUUGUAGAGUUAUGAAACAAAAGUCUAAAAAUAUUCUUCCACACAAUUAUUCCAAAUUACAUUUGUUCACUAGUAAGUUAAAAACUUUCAUGAAGAGAACAUUGAUGAAAAUUGAAAAUACAAAUCAAAUAGUUACGUGAUUUUGUAAUAUGAAUGACUGUGUACAAUACAAAGAAUUCAAAUCAUUGGUCAAAGACUCUGUAAAUGAUUCAACAUUGAUAUCAUUCUUCUUUUAUGUAUGACUCACACUUUUAUUGUAGUGUACAAUA
This is a messenger RNA of Gryllus bimaculatus (two-spotted cricket), 5834 nucleotides long. Lineage: Eukaryota; Metazoa; Arthropoda; Insecta; Orthoptera; Gryllidae. The record is from the annotation of a GenBank genome assembly.